Saccharomyces kudriavzevii IFO 1802 is the source of this 1395-nucleotide messenger RNA. RefSeq names its product Nvj3p (gene NVJ3). The coding region runs from base 1 to 1395 and encodes 464 amino acids. The transcript has a single exon. NCBI's taxonomy places the organism in Eukaryota, Fungi, Ascomycota, Saccharomycetes, Saccharomycetales, Saccharomycetaceae. The record is from RefSeq and is a predicted model, not a curated record.
AUGCCUACCAUUUUGUAUAAUAGCAAUUCCAGCUUAAUUUCCAAGUACCGAAGAUCCAACGCUUCUAAACCAUACAAGGGACUUUUGUCAAAAAAAGGACAUACCCGAUUAAGUUCUAAGUCAUCCAUUGACUCUUAUGGAGAAAAUUCUGAUUAUACAAGAGAUUCUAGCGAUGAUAUUGCGUUCCAGAGUGAGUUCGAGAAAGAUUCGGUUGAGUAUCUCCAGGAUUUAUGUUGCUCCGUAUACCCAAGUUCACUGCAUCAAAGAAUCGGAACACUGCAGCUUUUACCAGACCUGCAAAUAAAUGCAUUUAUUGCCUUAAUUUUUAAAAAUUUCGUUAAAUCUUGGUAUGGUGUCAAAAUACCCACUAAUGAUUCCAAAUUUUUAACUGAACUAUACAAUCUGGUUCAAGAUUUUAUAAAGUAUAUCAAAAGCUCCAAGAUUGAUUUCAGUAAUCUUCUACUUGAUUACAUUCCCUAUUUACUUUCGUCCCAUUUGAGGGCGAUGGGAGACUGUUUCCAGAACAUUGAAGCAGUUUAUUUACAGUACUGCCAACUGACUUUGUAUGAUCGUAAGCGAUACCCUAGCGUAUUCGUAGAUAUCAUACAAAGUAAAUUAAACACCAAAUCUCUGUUACAGAGAAGUUUUUUGGACAGUUUUUUAAGUGAACUUGUAUUCGGACAUAUAUUUGAUGCAAUAGUGGAACCAUUCUAUAUCUUGGAUGGCUUGAAUAAAAUUUGCAUGCAGAUAAAGCCGAACGCAACAGCAAAUAUCAACAAAGGGAAUGCAUUGUGUGAUAAAAGUAAAUAUGGCCCCUGGUGGUCUCUAUCCAACAUAAAGCAAAACGUUUCCCAAAUGGUUAGACUCAUGUCUUCCUCAACCGCAGCAGAUUCACCAAACCUAGGCGCCAUCAGUAUCCCACAAGUACCAUUUUUACAGCGGUACUUUUUUACUUUUGUCAUCGUUGAUCUUUUUAAGUUACCCAUGAGGAAACCGUUCUUAUAUUCAAUAUGCAGAACGUUUCAAUAUUGGGUUUCUAAAUCCAAGACGUUAAACAAGGUAAUGUAUAAUAUCUUUGUCAAUACCGCGCAGACUAAAUUCACCAGUCCUAUGACAAUUGGUAACUUAUUCUUAUCACUACGACAUUCCUUAUUCCCAAAUGAUAACAUGAUGGGACCACCAAAAGUAAUACCAACAGGCGAUGCUUUCCUGAAAUUUGGGGAGGAAUGCACUUCCAAUUUAUGGGGUGUGUGUACGACCUAUAAACUUGACAAAAUGCUAGCUAUUAAAAAGUCUGACAUAACAGACCUUGUUAUUUGCUUAUCAAAGAAUAGAGAUUGUAAUAAACUGCUACUUUAUAGAAUCAUUGACUGUGUUGUUGCUCAGUUACCAUAG